AUGGAAGAGGUUCCUUUUCUUGGACAUGUGAUUUCGGCUGGAGGAAUUGUUGUUGAUCCCGCUAAGGUGCAAGCAGUACUUCAGUGGGAGAGACCUAAGACGGUUACAGACGAGUGUUGCAUUUGGAGGAGUGGAAGAGUGGCUGCAAGUUCUCGGAAAGAGGAGAAGUGGAGAACUUUUGAAGUUGGAAGGAGAUCAAACCCUUUGGAGAUAAAUUCAAAGAAGUCUUCAAGAGAGCAGUUUCUGUCCUUAGAGGAUCCUGUAGGGUAUGUGUGUGCCGUGCUUGUGCUUUGUACUCUUAGCCUUAUGGGAUGGUUGUCCUUGUUUCCUUGGGUUGGACUAAUGGUAUUUUCUCUGUAUGAGCAGAAAAUGGCAUCUAGAUCACCUUCUCCUCCUCCUUAUCAACCGGAGCCCUAUGAGAACACCACAAGACUUGAGGCUGUACUUGAGGCUAUGCAACUUCAGAAUGCUGCAUUGGUGGGACAAAACACCAUCGCUCUUCAGAACCUAGAAGCUGCAAGAGUAUCAGCUGAAGACACUCAAAGGUAUCUCAUGGAAAUGAUGGCUAAUGGAAGACCUUCUCCGGGUGCUUCUUCCUCUGUUACCGUUCCAGUUCAGGAGUGGAGUUUGGAGAGUUUUCUCCAACAUCAUCCCGCCAAGUUUAGUGGCAAGUGUAGUUCUGAUGAGGCCGAUCAUUGGUUCCAAGAUAUGGAGCGAAUCUAUGAAGCCAAAGGAUGUCCGGAUGAGAAGAAGCUGGCCUACACCCAGUACUUGCUGACAGGAGAAGCUGGACAUUGGUGGAACAGUGUGAAGACGAUCUUGGAGAGGAACGAGACUCCUAUCACUUGGGAGUUGUUCAGAACUAAAUUCUACACUGAAUACUUCCCAGAUAGUGUCAGGUAUGCUAAAGAGGUAGAGUUUCUUGAGUUGACUCAGGGCAACAGAUCAAUACCGGAGUAUGCAGAUCGUUUUAAACACAUGCUUCGCUUCACCACCAUGUCAAUAAAUGAAGAAUGGCAGUGUCGCAAGUUUGAGAAUGGCUUGAGGAAGGAUAUAAAGUUACUGGUGAAAGGAUUGCACAUCAGAGAAUUCUCCGCAUUGGUAGAGAUGGCCCGUGAUAUGGAAAAGACUAAGGGAGAACCAGAAGGACCUCAGAGACAACCAAGCCAACCACUUAGGGUUGGUGGACCUGUGAUACCCCGAGGAGACUCCAGUUCUAGAAGGACCCCUUUCUCUAGACCUUCUUCCUUCAGGUCCAGGAGUUCAUCCUCGCAGUCAUCGGGGCAAUCCAGGUUUGCCAGUUCCGUUAGAUGCUUCAAGUGUGGUGGACCACACCUCCAGAUGUCUUGCCCUCAGUUAGAAGGGUACAGGAGGUGUAAUAUCUGCAGGCAAGAGGGACACUAUGCCAGAGACUGUCCUACUACUAGGAGGGUAGGACCACAACCACGCCAGGCUGACAGAUCUAUUCAGAGGAGUGGACACAGACCUCAGGCAACCGGGAGAGUCUAUGCGUUGACUGGGGCUGAGGCAACCAGUGCAGGUAAUUUAAUUGUCAGCAGUUGUUUGUUAUUUGGAGCCUCGUGUGUGACGUUGUUUGACUCGGGAGCGACACAUUCUUUUGUGUCUAAGGCUUGUGUGGAGAGGCUUGGUUUAGUUGUCAGAGAGCUUCCGUGUGAUCUGGUGGUGUCUACACCAGCAACUGGGUUAGUUAGAACAUCUAAUGUGUGCUCUAGAUGUUCUAUCGAGGUAGAGGGGCGCAGGUUCAUAGUGAACCUUAUUUGCUUACCUCUGCAGGGGCUAGAGGUAAUUCUGGGAAUGGAUUGGUUAGCAGCCAAUCGUAUUCUUUUAGAUUGCGGUGGUAAGAAGUUAAUAUUUCCCAAAGAAGAUGAAGACUUGUCGUUAUCACUCGGCGCAUUGAAGCAAGACAUCUUCGAGGGUGCCAGUUGUUUCCUAAUCAUGUUCCAUGAGGAUGAGACUCCCAAUGUAAACUUUUCAGCUCUUGUGAACCAGAGUGUAGACCUUCUGGUUGUGAAUGACUUCAUGGAUGUUUUCCCUGAAGAAGUUCCUGGUUUACCUCCUCCGCGAGAAGUGGAGUUCUCUAUCGAUCUUUUGACGGUCAAGAACAAGUAUCCAUUGCCAAGGAUCGAUGAUCUGAUGGAUCAAUUGCACGGAGCUACGGUAUUCUCCAAGAUUGAUUUGAGGUCGGGUUACCAUCAAAUUUUAGUGAAAGCCGAUGAUGUGCAGAAGACGGCAUUCAGGUCCAGGUAUGGCCACUAUGAGUAUGUAGUUAUGCCUUUUGGUGUGACUAAUGCUCCAGCCAUUUUCAUGGACUAUAUGAAUCGAAUUUUCAGACCCUUCUUGGACAAGUUUGUGGUGGUGUUUGUAGAUGACAUCCUGGUUUAUUCUAAAACUCGGGCGCCGUUGACACAACUGACUAGGAAGGAUCAACCUUUUGUUUGGACAGAUCGUUGCGAGACUAGCUUUCUAGAGCUAAAGAACAGAUUGACUAGUGCACCAGUUUUGGUUAUCCCUGACACAGGUAAACCUUUUGAAGUUUUCUGUGAUGCCUCUCAUCAGGGAUUAGGGUGUGUACUGAUGCAGGAGAAGAAAGUAGUGGCGUAUGCAUCAAGACAACUCAAGGUUCAUAAGAAGAAUUACCCCACUCAUGACUUGGAGUUAGCAGCUGUAGUUUUUGCUUUGAAGAUUUGGAGACACUACCUGUAUGGUGCGCAAUUUCAGGUGUUUAGUGAUCAUAAGAGCAUGAGAUAUCUCUUUGAUCAGAAGGAGCUUAACAUGAGACAAAGGAGAUGGAUGGAGUUCCUUAAGGACUAUGACUUUGAUCUUUUAUACCAUCCUGGGAAAGCCAAUGUAGUGGCAGAUGCAUUGAGCAGAAAGGCAGUACAUAUUUCCUCAUUGAUGAUCAGAGAAUUAGAACUGGUAACAAGCUUCAGAGAUUUGAGGUUGCAAGUAGAAUUUGAAGAUGACAGCAUCAGAUGCAGUAAUUUGGUGACGUCAGCUAGUUUGAUUGGAACUGAUCAAGGUAAAGAUUUUGCCUUGGGGGUCGACGGUAUUUUGAGAUUCAAAGGCAGGGUAUGUAUCCCUAGCAGCUCAGGAUUAAAGAAGUUAAUCAUGGAAGAAGGUCACAAAAGCCGUUUUAGCAUGCAUCCAGGCAUGACAAAGAUGUACCAAGACCUCAAGAAGUCCUUCUGGUGGUCGGGUAUGAAGAGGGACGUGGCACAGUUUUCGGCUUCUUGCUUGACUUGUCAAAAGGCAAAAGUGGAACAUCAAAGACCUGGAGGUUUGUUGCAACCGUUAGAGAUUCCCGAAUGGAAAUGGGAUAGCAUCACGAUGGACUUUGUUACCCAUUUGCCACGCACUAUUCGAAAACAUGACGCAAUAUGGGUAAUAGUGGACCGAUUGACCAAGAGUGCUCACUUCUUGGCAAUUGAUUUGAGAAUGUCUAUGACAAAGUUGGCACAACUAUAUGUUAAGGAGAUAGUAAGGUUGCAUGGAGUGCCUUCGAGUAUUGUAUCAGAUAGAGACCCGAGGUUCACAUCCAGGUUUUGGCAAACCCUUCAGAGUGAAAUGGGAAGUAGACUACAGAUGAGCUCGGCCUAUCAUCCCCAAACAGAUGGCCAGUCCGAGCGGACAAUCCAAUCGCUUGAAGAUUUGUUGAGGACUUGUAUUUUGGACCACCUAGGAGUAUGGGAUGAGAUAUUACCACUGGUUGAGUUCACUUAUAAUAACAGUUAUCAUGCCAGUAUUGGUAUGGCUCCGUUUGAAGCCCUGUAUGGAAGACGCUGCAGAACACCUCUCUGCUGGUUUCAGGAUGGAGAAGCAAUUUUGACAGGACUAGAAAUAGUUCAGCAGACUACAGAGAAGGUAAAACUUAUACAAGAAAGGAUGCGAGCAUCACAGAAUAGGCAGAAGUGCUAUGCUGAUCUGAGGCGCCGGCCGUUAGAAUUUGCAGUUGGGGAUCAUGUAUUCCUCCGAGUGACUCCGACUACCGGUGUAGGGAGAGCAAUUCGGGUUAGGAAGUUAUCUCCUAAGUAUCUUGGCCCCUAUCAGAUCCUACGACGUUUAGGGUCGGUAGCUUAUGAGAUAGCCAUGCCACCCCAGUUAGCAAACUUGCAUCCGGUAUUCCAUGUAUCCCAGCUCAGAAAAUAUGUGUCUGAUUCUUCUCAUAUACUUGAAGCGGAAAAUGUGCAAGUCAGAGAGGAUAUGUCGGUAGAAGUGCAACCUGUGAGGAUUGAAGAGAGCCAAAAUAAACAACUUAGAGGGAGAACUGUCAAACUCGUCAAGGUCAUCUGGAAUGGUAGAAUAGGCGACUCCACAUGGGAAUUGGAGGAUGAGAUGAGAGAAACAUACCCCCACUUAUUUCAAUAA
Messenger RNA from Vigna angularis (adzuki bean), 4386 nucleotides. RefSeq lists its product as uncharacterized. The coding region runs from base 1 to 4386 and encodes 1461 amino acids. Gene Ontology annotation, biological process: DNA integration. Gene Ontology annotation, molecular function: nucleic acid binding; zinc ion binding. The transcript has 5 exons. Lineage: Eukaryota; Viridiplantae; Streptophyta; Magnoliopsida; Fabales; Fabaceae. The record is from RefSeq and is a predicted model, not a curated record.